Molecule: messenger RNA, 2230 nt
Organism: Acipenser ruthenus (sterlet)
Lineage: Eukaryota; Metazoa; Chordata; Actinopteri; Acipenseriformes; Acipenseridae
Product: U3 small nucleolar RNA-associated protein 6 homolog
Exons: 19
Coding region: 115-1908 (597 amino acids)
Biological process (GO): maturation of SSU-rRNA from tricistronic rRNA transcript (SSU-rRNA, 5.8S rRNA, LSU-rRNA)
Cellular component (GO): Pwp2p-containing subcomplex of 90S preribosome; small-subunit processome
Molecular function (GO): snoRNA binding; protein binding
Source: RefSeq, a predicted model, not a curated record
AAGAGGGUUCAGGCUGCGUUUCCACACGUGUGUAACUGUUGGUGUGCGCCGUACAUUGACUGUUUGUUUUAAAGCAGACAGCGAAAUUGAUUAAAUAAAUAAGCUGAACCAAACAUGGCUGAAAUUGUUCAGCAGCGCAUUGAAGACAGAAUACCAGAACUCGAGCAGCUCGAGAGAGUUGGAUUGUUCACGAGAAAGGAAGUGAAGGCUAUGGUUAAGAAAGUGUCAGCCCUGGAAUACAAGCUACACAGGAGGAUCAUUAGCAAAGAAGACUUCAUCACAUAUAUCCAGUACGAGAUCAAUGUUUUGGAACUGAUCAAGAAAAGAAGAUCGCGAAUUGGGUACACGUUCAAGAGAGAAGAGAUCGAGUUCACAAUAAUCCACAGAAUUAACAAUGUUUUCAGACGAGCAACAGCAAAGUGGAAGGAUGAUGUCCAGCUAUGGCUGUCUCAUAUUGUCUUUUGCAAGAAAUGGAACACGACAACGCAGCUCAGCAAAGUGUUCUCCUCGAUGUUAGCGAUUCAUCCAGACAAACCAGCUUUUUGGAUCAUGGCAGCGAAGUGGGAGAUGGAGGAUCGAACUUCAUCAGAAAGCGCCAGGCUUUUGUUCCUUCGUGCCCUGCGCUUCCACCCAGACAACCAGAAACUUUACCAGGAGUAUUUCCGAAUGGAGCUCAUGCACGCAGAGAGGCUUCGGAAGGAGCAGAAAGCACUGGAACAGGCGAAGAUGGAUUUGGGACAGUACGAGUUUUCGGAGGAGAUCAUGAAAGCUGAAUUGGCCCGAGUAAUUUAUAAAGAUGCUAUUCAGAAAAUUAAAGGUGCAGAUUUCCUGCUGUCAUUCCUGUCAAUCGCUCGACUCUUUGACUUCACGAAAGAAAUGCAAGACGAGAUCCUGCAGGAUCUGCAGAGUUUGCAUGCUGAUGAUCCACUGACGUGGGACUUCAUGGCGAAGCGGGAACUGGAGGCAGAGUCCCUGCCGUCCCCGGAACACGAUUCCAAGCAGACAAAGGCGCUGGAAGUGGGGCGCCGGGAGGAGAGGUGCUGCGCGGUGUACGAGGAGGCCGUGACCGCAGUGCCCACGGAGGCUAUGUGGCUGCGUUAUGUCACGUUCUGCUACGAGAGAUUCAAGAGGAAAUCGAACAACGAGGAGCUGAAACAGAAAAGACGAGAGAAAGCUCUAGCAGUGUUUCAGAGGGCACAUGAAUUGUCGCUGCUUGCAGAAUCACUUUACAAGCAAUGGCUCCAGGUGCUGCUGGCAGUUGGUCGGACGGAGAGCGCUGCAGAAGUAGCCGUAGCAGCGGCAAGGCGCUUCAGCCAAUCGCUGGACACCUGGCAGAGCUGCCUUCAGGUCCUGGUGAGUGUGAGGAGUCACGAUGUCCCCACGCUGUUUGAGGAGGCCCUCGCUCACAUCAAACCCAAGGAAAGUCUGCCCCUGUGGCUUCUCAGAGUGGAGUGGACUGAGGAGACGCAAAGCCUUGAAGACACAGAAGCCUUCUUCCAGAAGGGACUGCUUUCCUUGGUCCCUGCCAUCUCCGUAGCGAUGAAAGAACAGUACUUGGACUGGUGCUACAGAACCGGAGGAGUGAAGAAGGCAAAGAAGGUCUUUACAAGUCUUCAGGAAAGUCGGCCAUUUUCUUUGGCUUUUUUCCAAAAAAUGAUAAAGAUUGAAAAAGAACAGGAGACCUGCAAGAUGCAGAACCUGCGGGAAUACUACGAGCGAGCACUCCGAGAGUUCGGGUCUGAGGAGGACAAUUUGUGGCUGGAUUACAUUAAGGAGGAACUGAAUCACCCACAAGGGAAACCCGAAAACUGCGGCAAGAUCCACUGGCGAGCCAUGCGGGUGCUGCAGGGGGAGCGGGUGGAGAGCUUCAUAGCGAAGUACACGCUGUCACAAACCGGACACCUGUAGAAGCAAACCCCUUUGAGCUUUGGACGCUCCUGGAAGAAGACGGUUGUGUUAAUCCUUACCGUAUUUCAAAUUAGAGUUUGUAUUUAAAAAACGAAGGGAUCUUUAAAAACAAGGUUUCGUUGCUGUAUUGUUUUUGAGAUGCACAAAUUAAAAAGGUAACAUGUUCCAUUUUGACAAUCCCGUUUUAAGACCAUUGAACAUUCAGGCCAGGUUCCAGUGUGGCCAACUUUCUGGGCAGUCAAGGCUGUUCGCUGUGAUGGAUGGGAAGUCCAGCACAUGUUUUGGUCAUGUUUCAAUUAUAUAUACAAAAAAAAAAAAGAAA